AUGGCGGACAAGCUUGCCCUCCCUCUUCUUCUUCCAAGCACUCCUUCCUCAAAACCCUUGUUUCACGACCAAAACCACCACCACCACCAAUUCUCUAGAACGCCGUUUCUUAUAUCGCCACUCUCAUCACAACCUCCACCUCCAGUAGAACCUCUCCUCCACGACGUAUUCCUCCACCAAAACCCUAAUUCAAGACAACCCAUAAACCCUAGAAUCCGUAACCGGACACGAAUCGGAAAAUCCCGCGACCCUAACCUCGGAAAGCCUUGGUCCUACAAUGGCUUAUCUCCACUAGGUCAGCAAAUUCUCCGUUCGCUAAUCGAACCAUCUUUCGAUUCCGGUCAAUUAGACGCUCUUCUCUCUCAGCUAUUCGAGCCGUAUAAAGACAAUCAAACGGAGUCAUCGUCGUCGUCGUCUACUUCAUCGGAGUUACUAGCUCUUCUUAAAGGAUUAGGAUUCCAUAAGAGAUUCGAUUUGGCUCUGAGUGUGUUUGAUUGGUUUAUGAAGCAAAAGGAUUAUCAGUUGGAAAACUCUGUUGUCGCUGUUGUUAUCUCGAUGUUAGGCAAAGAAGGAAGAGUCUCUUCAGCUUCGAAUCUGUUCAAUAGCUUGCAGGAAAACGGGUUUUCGCUAGAUGUUUAUUCGUACACCUCGCUGAUAUCUGCUUUCGCGAACAGCGGAAGGUACAGAGAAGCUGUAAUGGUGUUCAAGAAGAUGGAGGAAGAAGGUUGUAAACCGACUCUGAUCACUUACAAUGUUGUUCUGAAUGUGUUUGGCAAAAUGGGUACUCCAUGGAACAAGAUCAUCUCUCUUGUGGAGAAGAUGAAGAGCGAUGGGAUUGCUCCUGAUGCUUAUACCUAUAACACGCUCAUAACUUGCUGUAAACGAGGGUCUCUGCACGAAGAAGCAGCUCGGGUUUUCGAGGAGAUGAAGAUUGCUGGUUUUAGUCAUGAUAAGGUUACUUACAACGCCUUGUUAGAUGUUUACGGGAAGUCUCAUAGGCCUAAAGAAGCUAUGAAGGUUCUGAAUGAGAUGGAGAUUAGUGGGUUUACUCCGAGCAUUGUGACUUAUAACUCGUUGAUAUCUGCGUAUGCGCGUGAUGGGAUGCUUGAUGAAGCAAUGGAGAUCAAGAACCAGAUGGUGGAGAAAGGGAUGAAGCCCGAUGUUUUCACUUACACGACGCUCUUGUCGGGGUUCGAGAGAGCUGGAAAAGUCGAAUCCGCCAUGAGCGUUUUCGAAGAGAUGAGAAACGCGGGAUGCAAACCGAACAUGUGUACUUUCAAUGCCUUUAUCAAGAUGUAUGGUAACAGAGGGAAGUUUGCUGAGAUGAUGAGGAUAUUCGACGAGAUCAAUAUCUGCGGUCUCUCGCCGGAUAUUGUCACCUGGAACACAUUGUUAGCGGUUUUCGGGCAAAACGGGAUGGAUUCUGAAGUCUCUGGUGUGUUUAAAGAGAUGAAGAGAGCAGGAUUCGUACCGGAAAGAGAAACUUUCAAUACUUUAAUCAGUGCUUAUAGUCGAUGUGGUUCGUUCGAGCAAGCUAUGACUGUUUACAAGAGAAUGCUCGAAGCUGGAGUCACACCUGACCUUUCCACUUACAACACUGUUCUUGCAGCCUUAGCUCGUGGUGGAAUGUGGGAACAGUCUGAGAAAGUUCUUGCGGAGAUGGAAGAUGGUCGAUGCAAACCUAACGAGUUAACUUACUGCUCGUUACUUCACGCGUAUGCAAACGGUAAGGAGAUAGGUCGGAUGCAUUUCUUAGCGGAAGAGGUUUAUUCAGGAGCCAUCGAGCCACGAGGCGUGCUUUUAAAGACACUAGUCUUGGUUUGUAGCAAGUGUGAUCUCUUGCCGGAAGCCGAACGAGCUUUCUCUGAGCUUAAAGAAAGAGGCUUUUCACCGGAUAUAACCACAUUGAACUCAAUGGUGUCUAUAUACGGAAGAAGACAGAUGACGCAGAAGGCGAAGGGAGUUUUGGACUACAUGAAAGAGAUGGGUUUCACGCCGAGCAUGGCGACUUACAACAGCCUCAUGUAUAUGCAUAGCCGGUCCGCGGAUUUCGCGAAAUCGGAAGAGGUUUUGAGGGAGAUACAGGGGAAAGGGAUUAAACCGGAUAUCAUAUCGUACAACACUGUGAUUUACGCGUAUUGUAGGAACACUCGGAUGAAAGAUGCUUCGAGGAUCUUCGCGGAGAUGAGAGAGUCAGGGAUUGUUCCUGAUGUUAUCACAUAUAAUACGUUUAUAGGUUCUUAUGCGGCUGAUUCGAUGUUUGAGGAAGCUAUUGGGGUCGUUAGGUACAUGAUCAAGAAUGGCUGUAGACCGAACCAGAACACUUACAACUCCAUUGUUGAUGGUUACUGUAAGUUAAACAGGAAAGAUGAGGCGAAGAUGUUUGCUGAAGAUUUGAGGAAUCUUGAUCCUCAUGCUCCUAAAGACGAGGAUAAAAGGUUGCUGGAACGUAUAGUGAAGAAACGGCCAUGA
This is a messenger RNA of Thlaspi arvense, 2472 nucleotides long. The record is from the annotation of a GenBank genome assembly. NCBI's taxonomy places the organism in Eukaryota, Viridiplantae, Streptophyta, Magnoliopsida, Brassicales, Brassicaceae.